UGAAUGUUACUUAAUCUUACGCUAUGAUGAAAAUGGAACUUAGGGGGGUGUUUGGUUUGUGCAAAGGAAAGGAAUCAAGAUAGGGAUUAAAGGAGAAAGGAGAGAAAAUAAAUUAAGAAAGAUCAAAUUUUGAACACUAGUAUUAACACACUAGAUUAGCCAUUAACACACAAAGUUGAAUAUUACUAGUAAUAAAUUAUACAUUGAGAUGAUUCUAAUAAACACUUUUUUUUUUUUUUUUUUUUUUUUGGAAUGAAUCAAUAACAUUAAUCAAUACUACUUCGUAUGUGAUCUUAGACUUGCAGGGAAUAUAAAUGAUAAAAAUAAAUUAAGAAAGAUUAGAUUCCGGACUCUAGUAUUAACAUAUAUACAAGAUUUUUUUUUUUUUUUUUUUUUUGAAGCAACAUAUAUACAAGAUUAGCUAUUAAGAAGGUAAUAACACACAAAGUUGAUUUAUAUUCAAAGAUUGCACGUAAUAAAACAAAGUGGGCCUAAAUUAGUCAACUCACAAAACCUUGAAAUCAAGCGACUCUUCAACCACUACUAUCAAGUUAUUAUUGUUUUUUGUCUGCUCUAAAUUUCGUUAAUUGCUGUUAAUUUGUUUGAUUAUGAAAUGAUCCUAAACCAAAAACUUUAUAAAAUUAUAUACUGCAUUUUGCAAUACCCAUGAUUUUAUAAAAAAUAAAAAAAAUACCCAUGUGAGGAUAUUCACCUGCAUCGAAGUUGAAGUCAAAUUAAUUCAAGUUAAAUAAAGGAAUUAUGCAUUUGCUCAGAUCCCAAAUUUCAAAUUUUUUGUUGGUAUAAAUAAAUUGAUGCAAAUUAUUCACUGAUGAAAAAGCACUGAUUUUUGAGCUAGCUGGUGAAUUUUCUGAGCUGAAGUAAGGAAGAAAUUAUCACCCAGAUUGUGAUUUGUGAGAUGUUUGUUUGACUUUUUUUAUCUUUAGUUUCAGAAAAUUUCACUGUUAGUUAGUUGGUGAUUAACUAGUGUUGACAUUUGAGAUUUUGUUAGUAAAUCAUGGUUGAAGAAGAAAACCCAGAAACUAUGUUGAAAGAAAUGGAGGAAGAAGAUGAUAAAAAUGUGCCCAAAUUUGGGUUUUGGGAUUAUAUAUGGGGACCAUUGAAUUGGCUCAAAAUGCUUGCAAAAGAGAUGCAUUGGAGUUUUGUGUUUGGGGUGGUGAUUGUGUAUGGAUUUAGUCAGGGUUUGGGUGGAGCCCUAAAUCGUGUCGGUACCGAGUAUUACAUGAAGGAUGUGCAGAAAUUGCAGCCUUCAGAGGCACAGAUUUAUCAGGGGUUUACUGCAAUUCCUUGGAUGGUUAAACCCAUUUGGGGUCUAAUGACAGAUGUGGUUCCUGUUCUAGGAUAUCAUAGAAGGCCUUACUUCAUAUUUGCAGGUAUCCUUGGUAUUGUGCCCAUGUUGUACUUAUCUUUGCACCAGCAGAUGCAUAUCUUCUUCGCAGUGCUUUCUUUAACAAUAGGGAGUACUGGGGCAGCUAUAGCAGAUGUGACUGUUGAUGCAUGUGUAGCACAGAACUCCAAUAAGCAUCAGCAUCUUGCUCCUGACAUGCAAAGCUUAUGUUCCUUGAGCUCUUCCAUUGGAUCACUCCUGGGAUUCUUUCUCAGUGGUCUCUUGGUUCACCUCAUUGGCCCACAGGGGGUCUUUGGAUUGCUGGCGAUCCCAGCAGCACUUAUAUGUCUAGUGGGAAUCACACUUCAAGAGCCUCAAACGGUGAACUUCUCUUACAAACAGGUUGGCCAGAAGUUCCUUGUUGCAACCAAAGCUAUGACAGACACACUGAAAUUGCCAGAUGUAUGGCGGCCAUGUCUAUAUCUGUACCUCAGCAAUGCUACGAGUCUCAAUAUCUAUGAUGGAAUGUUUUAUUGGUAUACUGAUUCAGAUGCAGGCCCUAAUUUUUCUCAGGAAUUUGUUGGCUAUAUUCUCUCCAUUGGUGCAGCUGGUGCCAUACUGGGAUCACUAUUAUACCAGUACGCCUUGAAAGAUCACCAAUUUCGGGAUCUAUGUUUCUGGAGUCAGCUUUUAUUAGGUCUAUCAGGGAUGCUUGAUUUGAUGUUGGUUUUACGAUUGAACUUGAAACUUGGCAUACCAGAUCAUAUCUUUGCAGUGCUCGAUGAAUGCGCAUUCCAGUUUCUUGGGAGACUCAAAUGGAUGCCGCUUCUUGUUCUCAGUUCAAAGCUUUGUCCUUCAGGAAUAGAAGGCACCUUCUUUGCUCUAAUCAUGUCAAUUGGUAACAUUGGUACAUUCUCUUCGUCAUGGUUCGGAGGUAUCUUACUUCAUUUUCUGAAUAUCACAAGAACAGGUUUUGACAAUCUUUGGGUUGCCAUUUUGAUCCGUAGCAUAGCUAGAAUCUCUCCACUCUUGGUCAUAUUUUUAGUACCGAGGACUGAUCCUACCUCUUCUAUUCUUCCAUCUAAAGCCUCAAGUACAGAAUCUGCAGAAACUCCGGAUAGCAAAAUUGAGCUAGUAUCUCUCAUGACCAGCGUUGAUAGAAGCUGACAUUUUGCAGUCCAUUAUGUUGGAGAUUUAGGGGAUAAUUUGUCUAGAUAGAUACGUGUAUUGGUUUUAGGGAACUUAGCUUCAGAGCAGCAGGACUCUAUUUCAUCUUCGGUGCCAUUGCUGGAGUGAAAUAGGUUCUAGUAUUCCUUCUCUAGCAAUACUAGUUACCUGCAUUUUGAUUCUUUUAUACCUAAGAAAUCAUUCUACAAAUUCUUUCACAAUGAAAGAUAUCUAUUGUAAUUGAAGUUUCGGAAAGAGUUACAUAUUGAUUGCAAACAGAUUUUUGUAACAGGAGUAAAGAUUAGUGAAAAAAAAUGAUAUACAAGCGAGUAUUUUCACAAAUCAGUUCACGACCUCACUUCAACGCUAGUGUGUAGAUUUUUGAGGAUGAUUAUGAGAUUUCUUGGACUUCUUGAGACAUCUAAUGAACUGUAUUCUUCUGUGCUUUAGGUGGAGCAAUAACUGUUUUGGUGUAUGGGAAGAAACUGGAGUAAAUACAUAUUGAUAUCCUAUAUCAACCAACAGCGUUGAUAUAAGGGCAUUUCUGACUUAUCACUCAUUAAAGUGAGGACAAAACUGGAAACAAUUCUACAAUGGUUUUCUAAUUUAUUAAUCAAUACACUACAGGAAAUUGUUAUUGCCCAACUCUAACUCAGCAAAUACUUGACACGUUUGAUAUUUAUUAAGGACUUUCUGUAAGAGCUGUGACGAUGAUACAGAGCAAGAGUGAGCACGAGUGGAGGUGAUGGCGUUAAUCUCUCUCCUCAUCCAUCUGGUAUCUCAACAAAAAGUGGAGGUGAUGGCGUUAAUCUCUCCGUCAACAAUGUCCCGUUACAAGAUUUAAUUACGGGGUCCACAUCAUCAUCCCAACACUGAGCAUGUGGAAUUCAGCAAAAAGUUCCCAACAUAUUGUAUAUAGGCUCUCGGUCUUUGCCACUCGGCCAAGAUCUCAUCGUUGUGAAGAGUGUAAGUUGUAUGUGAUUAUGAAAUUAUCUUGUUGAGGUAUGAACAGCAAGACCAGAAAUUGAAUUAAAUUGUUAUCUAA
Molecule: messenger RNA, 3557 nt
Organism: Chenopodium quinoa (quinoa)
Lineage: Eukaryota; Viridiplantae; Streptophyta; Magnoliopsida; Caryophyllales; Amaranthaceae
Product: probable folate-biopterin transporter 2
Exons: 6
Coding region: 1016-2512 (498 amino acids)
Cellular component (GO): membrane
Source: RefSeq, a predicted model, not a curated record